Messenger RNA from Hippopotamus amphibius kiboko, 2637 nucleotides. It is a transcript of the gene LTB4R, whose product is annotated as leukotriene B4 receptor. Gene Ontology annotation, biological process: complement receptor mediated signaling pathway; phospholipase C-activating G protein-coupled receptor signaling pathway; positive regulation of cytosolic calcium ion concentration. The record is from RefSeq and is a predicted model, not a curated record. Gene Ontology annotation, molecular function: leukotriene receptor activity; complement receptor activity. The coding region runs from base 142 to 1197 and encodes 351 amino acids. The transcript has 2 exons. NCBI's taxonomy places the organism in Eukaryota, Metazoa, Chordata, Mammalia, Artiodactyla, Hippopotamidae. Gene Ontology annotation, cellular component: plasma membrane.
CCUAGGUCAGGCCAAGGCUGGGCAAUACCAGGCUUCGGUGGCAUGUUGACCUGUCCUCCCCAGCCCAGGUGACCUGGUUCCCCCAGGCCAACACAUACAACCACACUGGAAAUAAAGAAAGAGGAAGGAAAGGUCCUUGCAAUGGCCAUGAACACGACAACUCCUGCAGCACCCGUGUCAUCAAGUGUCACGUUCAUCUCUCUGCUGGUUAUCAUCGUGCUGUCAGUGGCACUGGUUGUGGGGCUUCCGGGCAACAGCUUUGUGGUGUGGAGCGUCCUGGUAAAGCUGCGGAAGCGCUCUGUCACUGCCCUGCUUGUGCUGCACUUGGCCCUGGCUGACUUGGCCGUGUUGCUCACUGCCCCCUUUUUCCUCUACUAUGCGGCCCAAGGGACCUGGACUUUCGGACUGGCUGGCUGCCGCCUGUUCCACUACGUCUGCGGAGUCAGCAUGUAUGCCAGCGUCCUACUCAUCACCACCAUGAGCCUGGACCGCUCGCUGGCAGUGGCCCUCCCGUUUGUGUCCCAGAAGCUGCGCACCAAGACAGUUGCCUGGCGGGUGCUGGCAGGCAUCUGGGUGGUGUCUGUUCUGCUGGCCACUCCAGUCAUCGUGUACCGCAAGGUGACCCCGGGAAUGAACAACCGGAGCCUGGUCUGCUUUCCAAAGUACCCCAGCGAAGGACAUAGGGUCUUCCACCUGUUCUUCGAGGUGGUCACCGGCUUCCUGCUACCCUUCCUGGUCGUGGUGGCCAGCUACUCCGACAUCGGGCGCAGGCUGCGGGCCCGGCGCUUCCGCCGCAGCCGCCGCACCGGCCGCCUGGUGGCGCUCAUCAUCCUGGCCUUCGCCGUCUUCUGGCUGCCCUACCACAUGGUGAACCUGAUCCAGGCGGUCCGCGCGCUGGCCGGCAAAGCCGCGGGGUCCGGGCCCGAGUGGCGGCGGCUGUACCUGGCCCGCCAGGUGCUCAUCACGCUGGCCUUCCUGAGCAGCAGCGUGAACCCCGUGCUGUACGCGUGCGCCGGCGGCGGCCUGCUGCGCUCGGCCGGCGUGGGCUUCGUCGCCAAGCUGUUGGAGGGCACCGGCUCUGAGGCGUCCAGCAGCCGCCGCGGAGGCACCCUGGCUCAGACGGUGAGGGGCGCCCCCGCCUCUCCCGAGCCUGGCCCCUCCGAGAGCCUCACUGCCUCCACCAACGCUCUGGAGUGAAGCCAACUCAGCGAGGCCUGCUGGGUGGUGGCGGUGGAAAGCAGCUUUCCUCCUGGGGGAGUGCACCCCCCGCCUCGCCCCGCCCCCACCCCCGCCCCGCCCCCACCCCCCGCCCCCCGCCGGCCUGACCCAAUUCUUUACCCCUUUCCUUCCCCCAGGAGGAGGCGGUGGGCGCGGGAUGGAGAGGAAGAGAGGGAGGGGCGGGGCCCGUCAGGGCCGAGUGAGAGCCUGGCGCCCACGGGAAAGCUUUACAAUGAAAACUGUAGUCUGAGAUUGGGUCAACCCUGUGUGUGGGGUAUGCGUAUUGCGGGGGAUUGGGGUGCUCCUGGUUGUCCCUAUGGUUGUCCUUCUCCGCAGUUGAGAGGCACAUCCUUUAGUUUCCCAUGAGUUUCAGUUUUGGGAGAGACGCAAAGGCAGACACAGAAAUCAGACCUCCUUCCCUAGCGCUUCUGACUCAGGUGGUCCGCAGGCCGCUGAAGGAGCUGGCCAGGGAAGACCACCCAUGUGGGCUCAUCACGCCAGACUUUCUGACUCAGUUGAGCUUCACUCCCUGACUCAGUGGACCUUCUGAGAACACUCAGCACUGCUGUGAGGUGUCUGCCCUGAAGGCUGUGAUGGGUAUCUUUGUUAGCAGGAUUCCAACUUCCUGCCAGUAAUCUUUGUCCGCUCAGUGGGAGAUGUCCUUCCUUCCCUCUGUCUCCCAAGGAAGCCUCACUUGAGAACCAGGUCAUCAGAUCUUAUCCCCUAGAAUUCUGCACAUCGGCACUCUGCCAGCCCCUGAAAUGCUCUGCUGCAGGCUGGAGCUGGGGGCCCUCUGUGAUGGGGUCAUCCUUAGGAAAUGAAGAUUUGCAAAAGUGAGACGGUUGAGUCAUUCUUUCCUAGGGAUGACUGUUGUCUUGGAGAGCCUUGGACUGGCUCUGUUCUGACAGCAUUUUAAGAAGAUGGUAGUGGCAGUGCACUUUUUGAAUCUUUCCCAUGAAAAAAGAAAGACAACUAGGAGAAAACCCCCAAAUCUACAUGCAACAUCUGCAACAAAUCUAGGGUGUCAAGGUAUCUCCCGUGGACCCCAAAAUAUGAGCAAGGGGGAAUGUGCCUUGGACACAUCAAGACCCACGUGAUAUCAGCAUCUGGGCAGAAGGAUGCAGAAGGAAGCAAGGCGGGAAUCUGCGGGACCCUCAGGAGACCCCCAAACUGUCUGGAAAGCAUGGUGGGUCAGUUUGAAAACAGCAGCCAAAACAGAGAAGGACCUAAUAGAUUAUUUCCCAGGCCUCCCGCCCAUGCUACAUCGUAAGCACAUAGCAGGUGCUUUACUUAGUGUGUGUUGAAUGAAUAAAGAUCAAAUAACAUUUUCCUGGAGAUUCUUUCCAGUAUUUGUAGGUGGGGAGCACAGAAGGACAAGUCUUUGGUUUGAGUCACGUGAAUAAAAUUCUUUCUACUUCC